GGGUGAGGGUAGACCGAUAGGGGAAUCUGGAGGAAACGGAAACGAACGACUUGAAAUUGGCUGAGUCCGUGGAUAGAUAUGUGGUAGAUACAAAGGAGUAAGGAUUCUAGAUAUUGGGGCCUGGAGCACAAGGUGAAAGUAAGAAAUCGCCAAAACAAUGGAUUACGGAGAUUCGCACCGCCGAUUUCUGAAAUGUUUGAUGGCAGCCAACAACGUAGUUGCCCAAAACAAAACGAUUGAGAUGUACUGUCAAUGUAGGAAUGGGGAUGAUGAUAAAAUGCCUGAAGAUGCCACUCUGGAUGUCGGCAUUCCUAAAUUCAUUGAGCAAAUUAACCAGCAGAUUGAACCAUUGAACUUGUCCAUCAAACUCGUCACUUGCGAAGCUACAGGAGAGAAAUUUUACGUAUUGUACACCGCCCAAGAAAACGAGCUUACAAAACUUGUUGCUGCUCGUCAGUGGGGUCGAAAUGAAAGAAUGGUUCUCAAAACCAUUGUGCGGAGCAUUGUGAGCAGCUCCCAUGGGAAAGUUACCGUGGCUACCUGCGCCAGGGAUUGCGCGGAGCUACCUGACAAGAUCAAGAGAGCCGAUGUGGUCAAAGCUCUGGAAACCCUACUGCGUGAAAAUUGGCUCAUUGAAGUUGAUGGCCAUGUCUAUAUUGGGACAAGAUCCAUGGUCGAAUUGAAAAAGUUCCUCAUGGAUGAGUUUAAAGAGCAAGCUGGCAUUUGCAAACUGUGCAUAGAACUGGCCCUGAGGGGUGAAUCAUGCCCUUCAAACUGCGGAGUUAAGGUGCACCAGACUUGCAAGAAAGUCUACUUCUCCAAGUCCAAGAAGCAGGUGUGUAUGGGAUGUAGCAAGCCAUGGCCUGACAGUGACAAAUAGCUGUAUGGAGGAAGGAUGGGGAAAUAAACUCAAAAAAUUGAACAAAUUUGACUGGUUUAUUCGCUCUUUAAAGUUAUUACUGGCUACAGCUCAUUUCUGCAUACAUAUUUACAAAUUAAUGCUCACUUAUGCUCUUAAAUGGUGUUGCAAUCUAAAAUUAUCUCCUGCUGGCGUAAGGCAAAAAUAUGUUUGUUCUCCGUUAAGCCAACGGAAAGAACGGCUACGUUCUCGGUUCCAUU
This is a messenger RNA of Cloeon dipterum, 1119 nucleotides long. Its product is annotated as non-structural maintenance of chromosomes element 1 homolog. Gene Ontology annotation, molecular function: ubiquitin-protein transferase activity. Gene Ontology annotation, cellular component: nucleus; Smc5-Smc6 complex. The record is from RefSeq and is a predicted model, not a curated record. Bases 158 to 880 code for a protein of 240 amino acids. NCBI's taxonomy places the organism in Eukaryota, Metazoa, Arthropoda, Insecta, Ephemeroptera, Baetidae. Gene Ontology annotation, biological process: double-strand break repair via homologous recombination. The transcript is spliced from 6 exons.